AUGGCAGGAGUACCACCACCGCUGUUUCAAAGUACGUGGUAUAAGCCAGAGGUUCGUCGGUUAACUGCCAAGGAUGUUUCCAAAGCGGCAGAGACUUUGUUACAAGCAUUUGAGAGAGAUGCGUUAUCUAAUUUCCUAACGGUUCAUAUUCAAGAUUGGCGCGAGCGAAAACUUUGCGAGUUGUAUUUAUACGAAGCAUAUAUACAGCAACAUAUUGCCAAGGGGCUUGUUUUUGGUCAGGGGGAAACACCUUCCGGGUUUGAGACUAUUAGUAUUUGGUCGCAUCCCGAGAGUGAAGAGCAAGGCUUGAACUCCUUUAACAAUUUAAUGGAGGCCGGCUAUGGUAAAGUUUGGAAUAUGUUUGGGCCCGAGGGAAGAAAGAAGGUAUUUUAUGGUAUGUUGCCGUUAUUGCACGAUUCUUGUGAACGGAUUAUUAAUGGUGAUUUGAGAUUCAAAGGUAAAGGUGUUUACACAUUGGUUUAUGUAGGGUCUACUCCUGAUGCCAGGGGGAAAGGCAAUUUGAGAAAGUUGUUUGAUUUUAUGUUUGAAAACUACAUAGAUAAGAACCAAGGAAAUUUGACUUAUUUGGAAAGUUCUUCGAUUAAAAAUUUACCCAUUUAUGAAAAAUUCGGUUUUCAUCUUGUGGAAGAUAUAUACUUGGGUAACAAAUUUGAAGGUGCCGUUGAAGGAAAAGAUUACGUUGUAAUGAAUAUAAUGGUUAGGGGAAUCCAUGGACAUAAUUGGACCAAGGAUAAAAGUAAAUUAUGA
Molecule: messenger RNA, 768 nt
Organism: Lodderomyces oxycetoniae
Lineage: Eukaryota; Fungi; Ascomycota; Pichiomycetes; Serinales; Debaryomycetaceae
Exons: 1
Coding region: 1-768 (255 amino acids)
Source: RefSeq, a predicted model, not a curated record